AUGGUUCGCCUUUCAAUUCUCGCACUCGCUUCUUCCCUGGCGAUGGCCGUGGCCUUGCCUCAGGAUUUCUGCACGACCGUCUGCCGUCCCCAGAAGCCUGACUGCCCUGAUGGCGAGGUUGCCAGUGGCAAUGAGAGCUGCUGGGGCUGCUGCAAGCCCAUCGUGGCCAGAGCCGACGUCUGCACCACAGAAUGUCGUCCCCCGAAGCCUGAAUGUCCUGAAGGCGAGGCACCCACCGGCAACGAGAACUGCUGGGGCUGCUGCCAGCCAGUCAAGAACGCCCGUGUCCCCGCCAACGAGACAACCGUCUGCAUCGACGUCUGCCGCCCCGAAAAACCCGAAUGUCCUACCGGAGAGGCACCCACCGGCAGCGAAGGUUGCUGGGGAUGCUGCGAGGCUAUUCCUACUACGCGUCCCUGCACUUUAGAAUGCAAGCUCGAGAAGCCCGAGUGUCCCGCUGGCGAGGCCCCUACUGGCGGCGAAGGCUGCUGGGGAUGCUGCCAACCGAUUCAGAACGAAACAAGGGCCAACGAUACGACGAUCUGCACCGAUGUCUGUCGUCCCGAGAAGCCUGAAUGUCCUACCGGCGAAGCUCCCACUGGCCAGGAAGGUUGCUGGGGAUGCUGUGAGCCUAUUCCCGAGACCCGUCCGUGUACCCUGGAAUGCAAGCUCGAGAAGCCUGAAUGCCCUGCCGGCGAGGCUCCUACUGGUGGCGAGGGCUGCUGGGGCUGCUGCCAGCCUGUCGAAAAGUCCACCGAGGAGAACGUCAGUCCUGCUGAAAAAGAAGCCUGCCUUGCUGUUUGCAGGCCUGAGAAGCCCGAAUGUCCUGCUGGCGAAGCCCCUACUGGCAAGGAAGGCUGCUGGGGAUGUUGUGAGCCUACUGCGUGA
Aspergillus versicolor CBS 583.65 is the source of this 888-nucleotide messenger RNA. RefSeq names its product putative extracellular cysteine-rich protein. The transcript has 7 exons. NCBI's taxonomy places the organism in Eukaryota, Fungi, Ascomycota, Eurotiomycetes, Eurotiales, Aspergillaceae. The record is from RefSeq and is a predicted model, not a curated record. The coding region runs from base 1 to 888 and encodes 295 amino acids.